AUGGACUCUUAUCACAGUAGCAUAUUUAUGCAUAAUGAUAUUGAAGUCUUUUUAAAACACAACACAGUGUCAGUCCCUGUGAUUGACAGGGUGCCUGUCCCGGUGAUUGACAGGGUGUCAGUCCCGGUGAUUGACAGCUACAGGAAGAGGAAGCGCCGGAGUGAAGCUGUUACUGAGAGGAUUUCCGAGGCCGAGCCUCUAACAAAAGGCGGCCGCCAUGGACAGGCUGGGCACUUCCGAGAGCCUGGCCACAAAGAGGCCACCGCGCUUGGCCACCGGCUCCGGGCAAGCGAGCUUGGAUUCACAGGAAAGCUGCUGAUUCUUGCUGAGAUCUGGUGCCAGGGGAAGUCUCUACUUUCUCCAAGUUGUCACUGUUUGUGUGCCGCUCUGCACCGGGAGCGUCAGCCCGCUGGCUGUGUGCCGCUCUGCACCGGGAGUGUCAGCGCACUGUUUGGCAAAGUAGCUCAUGCCCUAUCCAGAAGUGAAGCACACCUUGGAGUGGAUAUAAACACUAUUUCUUUUCCUCUAUCCUGUCCCUGGAAUGAUUCUGAGGAGAGCAUGAAUUGCUGCCCCGAUUUACAUCAACAAAGAGCAGGAUUUGAACCUGGGACUGCCAGGUCUGUAUCAGCAUUUUUAAAAUUUUGA
This is a messenger RNA of Rhincodon typus (whale shark), 645 nucleotides long. RefSeq lists its product as uncharacterized. The coding region runs from base 1 to 645 and encodes 214 amino acids. Lineage: Eukaryota; Metazoa; Chordata; Chondrichthyes; Orectolobiformes; Rhincodontidae. The record is from RefSeq and is a predicted model, not a curated record. The transcript is spliced from 4 exons.